GGAACUUCUUUCAACUUUCAAGUACUUUGAUAGUCUUUUAUAAGUCAUAUGAAUAUUAAUCUUGUUAUUUCCUUCGACGUUUCUUUUUCUUAGGAAAACUACAUAGACCCUGUUCUAUUUGUAUCGAAUUAGUACCUAGUAUAUAUGACAGGAAGUACCAUUCGAUAAUCGGACCCAGCCGGUAGUAACCUUUUAUUGCCCCACGUCGCAACAAAUAUUAGCUUAGUUACCUUAGACAGAUACGACUUGGGGAAACAAUUACUUGCCAUUACCUGCAAUUAUACCUGCAAAUUACCUACCCUGAACAAUCAUCACCAAGCCAACAUUUCUAUCACCAAUCAUACGUCGCCCGAUCUAAACCCAUCGCCGCCUGCAUCGACUGACUGAUCAAUUUCGUUUUUGACUGGACUGGUCAGGCUUUCUAUUAUUCCCUUUCCUGACCUUUCUAUCCAUUCUGAAUUGACGAACUCAUCUUUUCUUAAUAUUCUAUUUCCGUCCGUUACCAUCGUCGUCUCCCACAGACCAACGUAAUCCCCGAAUUACUCAACAUAGCAUCAAUCAAUUGACGCCGAUCCCCGAAAAUGGCCGACUCAGCUGAGGGCAGCUCUGACCCUCAAAUCACCUUUAAGGUGAGAACCUCAGGCGAAACUCAGCAUACUAUUACCAUGGCCGAGACUGCCACCGUUUCCGAUCUAAAGAACAAGCUUGCGGGAGCCGAGUUCGAGAAUAUCCCCAUUGAACGACAGCGCCUGAUCUACUCCGGCCGUGUCAUGAAGAACGACGAUGCUUUAAGCACAUACAAGAUCAAGAACGGCAACACUGUUCAUCUAGUCAAGAGCGCUGCCAGCAACCCGACUCCUCCCGCCGCCUCGUCUACAUCCUCUUCUGCGCCUGCUGUGCCCCAGAUUCCCACUAAUAUGGCUGCUGGUACGGCUAACAACCCUUUGGCGGGUUUGACGGGCGCUAGAUAUGCUGGUCUAACGAACCUACCGUCCGCCGACAUGUUCGGUCCUGACGGAGGAAUGGUCGGUUCUAUCAUGGAUGAGGAUCAACUGGCCAACAUGCUUAGUAACCCACAUGUUGCGCAACAGAUGAACGAGAUGAUGAAUAACGACGCCUUCAUCGACAUGAUGAUCCAAUCGAAUCCCAUGCUACGAAACAACCCCAACGCCCGUGAGAUAGUACGAUCGCCGCUCUUCCGUCAUAUGAUGACCAGUCCCGAGGCUUUGCGUGGAGCCGCCAGAUUACAACGAGCUCUCGGCGGCCGCCAAGCCGCUCAGAAUGCUUUUCCCAUGCCUGGAGUCACUGACAAUACUCCCGGCGACGCCUCCGCGAACACCAGCACUACGGGAACUAACAACGGUGGUACUGGCCAAACCGCGGGCGCUCAACCUAACCCUUUCGAUCCGUCGUCUUGGGGCAAUAUUCAACUUCCUGGAGCUGGUGGUGCUGGCGCUGCCAACCCGUUUAGUGCUUUCUUUGGCCCGCUUGGAGCACCGCAGCCGGGUCAAGGAGCGGCUGGUACGGGCACGGCCCCGGCGACGGCAGGAAGUGCACCGGCCGAAGGUGGCAGCACGGACGCUAGUCAAGGUCAAGCGAACACCGCACAGAGCCCUUCGAGUCCGCCCCCGAACCCAUUCGCAGGUCUUUUCGGCGCAAAUGCCGGCUUCCCAGGACAACCCGCUCCCGCCGCGGGUGCUGGCGCAGGCGCAGGUGCCGGUGCUAACCCUUUCGGCAACAUGCCUAAUAUGUCGCCCGAGGUCCUCCAGCAAAUGAUGAACAUGCUAGGUAUGAAUUCGCCCAUGGGCUCCCCCACGCCGCCCGCCGACAACCGACCCCCGGAGGAGCGCUACGCAGAACAGCUACGACAGCUCAACGAGAUGGGAUUCUACGAUUUUGACAGAAACGUCGCGGCUCUACGACGAAGCGGUGGAAGCGUACAAGGUGCUAUUGAACAUCUUCUAAACUCGUAACGAAGAAAGCGGAGAUUAUGAUUAUUCCGUUACUAUUACUCACUUCCUCGUAUCAAUAAUGUAAAUGUUUGGCAGUACUCUUACAGGGUUCAGGUGGAUAUCAACUCUUAUGACCACUUCUAUUUUUUGUCUCAUCGUCUUCCCCUUGAUGGAGAGAAAAGGAUGAAGAGAAGGGUACUAAGGUAGUGCGUACUUGCUUAACGGGCCGGGCUGGUAGUGGAUGAAUGAAUUGCAAUACAAACAAACGACUUCAUGAAUAUCCGAUUCUUGUUUUUUUCAGGCGCUCGCGAAUAUGAGAUAAUGUUUUGAGCGUGCGCAUUGGGGGAUGCUUUAUGCAUUUUUGGUGCGUAGCGUCUUAUAAUAGCGGAGGGGUGAAUAAAUAGCGAUUAUUCGCCGUAGCCUGUGAUUCAGGUUUGUCCUGUUAGAUGAUUUGUUACAUGGUUUUCUAUUUGUAGGGCUGGUAAAGUGAGGCUUCAAAGCCUUAUAUCCAGGGGUAUAUUGUGAUGCUGACCAACAUCACCACCAUGGUGGAAUUUUGGUAGAUCUAAGCCUUGGUUGUAGAUUUUAGAAUUUCCCGUCACGUUCGGUUCCGCAUGUAAGUACCUAUUGUAACCGAUGUGGUCAGUUACUCCUAUCUCCGAGCUGUGGCUACAGUCUCGACACUGUGUGCUAGCUUCUUAAAUAUAAUUGUAUUGGUCCUCUUUUAA
Messenger RNA from Hypoxylon trugodes, 2680 nucleotides. RefSeq names its product ubiquitin-domain-containing protein. The record is from RefSeq and is a predicted model, not a curated record. Gene Ontology annotation, molecular function: polyubiquitin modification-dependent protein binding. NCBI's taxonomy places the organism in Eukaryota, Fungi, Ascomycota, Sordariomycetes, Xylariales, Hypoxylaceae. The transcript is spliced from 2 exons. Gene Ontology annotation, cellular component: cytosol. Gene Ontology annotation, biological process: ubiquitin-dependent protein catabolic process. Bases 582 to 1973 code for a protein of 463 amino acids.